AUGUCGGGUUCCAAGAUUACCUGUUACUUCGACAUCGUCAGCCCCUUCGCAUACAUUGCGUUUCACGUGCUACAGAAUUCACGCGCCUUCGCGAAAUGUGAAAUCACAUAUGUUCCAAUUCUGCUCGGGGGUUUGAUGAAUGCAUGUGGCAACAGUCCUCCAAUCAACAUCAAGAAUAAGAAAGACUACUUGGGCCAAGAGCGAGUACGAUGGGCGAAAUACUUCUCAGUCCCGAUCAUAGAGGGAUUCCCUAAAGGCUUCCCCUUCCGCACAGUACCUGUGCAACGUGCGCUGUGUGUAAUCUCCCAGAAAGCACCCGAAAAGCUAGCUCCGGUGAUUGGCGCUUUAUUCCACGCCGUUUGGGUUGAAGGCAACACAACCAUGGGCGAACCCGAUGGCUUCGUCCCGGUGCUAGAGAGCGAACUUGGGAAGCAAGAGACUCUUGAGGUUAUGUCUGCUAUGAACAAUCCGGACAUCAAGGCCCUUCUGGCCGCAAAUACGACUCGUUCUUUUGACUCGGGUGCUUUCGGACUGCCAUGGUUUGAGUGUACGAACCCCAAGGGCGAGACCGAGGGCUUCUGGGGUGUCGAUCAUUUGGGGCAAGUGGCUGACUUCCUGGGUUUGGAUCGCGCGCUCGACAGAGGAUUUAGGGCGGCUCUCUAG
Penicillium verrucosum is the source of this 663-nucleotide messenger RNA. Its product is annotated as putative 2-hydroxychromene-2-carboxylate isomerase. The record is from RefSeq and is a predicted model, not a curated record. Bases 1 to 663 code for a protein of 220 amino acids. Gene Ontology annotation, molecular function: glutathione transferase activity; glutathione peroxidase activity. Lineage: Eukaryota; Fungi; Ascomycota; Eurotiomycetes; Eurotiales; Aspergillaceae. Gene Ontology annotation, biological process: glutathione metabolic process. Gene Ontology annotation, cellular component: mitochondrion; peroxisome. The transcript is spliced from 4 exons.